AAUUACCAACACGUGUCCGCUUGGCACUUUCAAUCGUGGACAACUCAACGUGCAACUUCGCCAAAGUUGUUUCCUCGACGUGUCAUUCAUGGACAAAACCCAGCGCCACUCCGUUACUUGUACCAUUAACCCCCAAAACCUAUUUAGACUCUACAACCUGAAACUAUAAUAUUUGACUAAUCCAUUCAAAGACAAAACACACGCAGGUCUAGUCCAACACACUAUGGCCCGGUCCGUUGAACCACUGGUUGUCGGCAGAGUGAUCGGAGAUGUGCUCGACAUGUUCACUCCGGCAUCGGAGUUCAUUGUACGGUAUGGCACCAAGCAGGUCACCAAUGGCUGUGACAUCAAGCCAUCUGCUGCUGCUGAUAAACCUCAUGUCCAAAUUCUCGGCCAUCCCUUCUCUUCCAAUUUAUACACUCUCGUUAUGGUUGAUCCAGAUGCCCCAAGUCCUAGUGAACCAAGAUUGAGGGAGUGGCUCCAUUGGAUCGUUGUAGAUGUUCCAGAGGGACAAGAUGCUACCAAAGGAAGAGAGUUGGUAGCUUACAUGGGACCCCAGCCUCCUACAGGGAUUCACCGUUAUAUUUUGGCACUCUUUAAGCAGGAAGGAGCAAUGGAAGGAAGGAUUCAAGUGGCGGAUGCGCGUGCCAACUUCAGUACUCGCCGAUUCGCUGCUCAAAGCAGGCUGGGGCUUCCGGUUGCUGCAGUGUAUUUCAAUUCUCAAAAGGAGCCAGCAGCUAAGAAACGUUAGCUCAUAGCUUACAGUGCAUUAUUUGGUAGGUUCUGUAAUACAUUUUUUUUUGUAAGGGUACAGAAUUGAUGGAUGUUUGUUGUGUGUAUGUGUGUGCAUGUAAUUUUCAGCCAUUGUUUGAAUUUGAUUGUAAGUGAGAAUCAUAAUAUAGUGAAUUUUGUGUUGCUUGUA
Molecule: messenger RNA, 922 nt
Organism: Gossypium raimondii (Peruvian cotton)
Lineage: Eukaryota; Viridiplantae; Streptophyta; Magnoliopsida; Malvales; Malvaceae
Product: protein MOTHER of FT and TFL1
Exons: 4
Coding region: 224-751 (175 amino acids)
Source: RefSeq, a predicted model, not a curated record